AUGCCGGUUGUGAUGUACGAACAGCGUCGAACCAAAGUCACAAUCGACAACGCCAGUUUGGGAGUGGACCCGAAUCAGAGCGCCCCAAAGGCGUGUCGAGCUGCCGACGCUGUCGUUUCGACCAUCGUCGUCACCAAGCCUGUAGCCUCCACUACCGGUCACGGCGGCAAGCGCCUCACCAUCGAAUGGAACGACGACGGCAAGUCUCCUACCCGUCGCGACUGGGGCCGUGUCAACAUCUUCCUCGCCACCGGCUCGCGCGAUGUGCAGUUCAAGCUGCAAACCCUCGACACCAAUGUCUCGUACAACGCUGGUGGAGGUCAAUACCAGAUCAGCCCCACCGUCGGUCCCACCGGAGGCUACUACUUCCUCCGAUUCGAGGGCACUAACACCACCACCAACAGCGUCCCCGCCAUGGCAUUCUCUGCUCGAUUCCGUCUCGAGGACAUGACGGGCAACUUUAACUCGACCAUCAUGUCGACCAUCCAGGGUACUUCAGGUACCGGACAGUUGACCGCUGCCGCUGCUUCCUCGACCGCUUCUUCGCCCAGCUUCUUCGGCAUGUCGACUUCGAGCGCGAGCGCCGCAGCUUCAUCUUUGACUGCCUCAGCGUCUGGGAGUGCGCUUUCGUCGCAAUCGACCAGCGUCAAGUCGUCUUCGGCUGCUGCACCGGCUGCUGGAAAGAUGGCUGGUUACGUGAGCGCGCUGGUCGGCUUCGCUGCUGUAGGCGCUGCUUUCCUCUAG
Pseudozyma hubeiensis SY62 is the source of this 744-nucleotide messenger RNA. RefSeq lists its product as hypothetical. Lineage: Eukaryota; Fungi; Basidiomycota; Ustilaginomycetes; Ustilaginales; Ustilaginaceae. The coding region runs from base 1 to 744 and encodes 247 amino acids. The transcript has 3 exons. Gene Ontology annotation, biological process: cell wall biogenesis; (1->6)-beta-D-glucan biosynthetic process. The record is from RefSeq and is a predicted model, not a curated record.